CGCGCCCAAGAUGGCGGCGCAGUCGUCGUCGGGGGUGGCGGCGGCAGAGGGGGCGGCGGCCCUGGCGGCAGCAGCGACGACAGCCGUGACGGCUGCGGUGGCGGCGCGGGACCUGGGCCGGGGGGAAUGAGGCGGCCGCGGCGGGCCAGCGGCGGAGCCGUAUAGCAGAGAAGCAAGCGGCUUCCUCUCCCUGCUUCCCUGGGCCGAGGCGGGGGCGCGCGCGCGCGCGGCCGUCAGGAGCGGGCUCCCCACCCCUCGACUCCCGCGACCCGCACCGCACCCCCACCCGGGCCCGGAGGAUGAUGAAGCUCAAGUCGAACCAGACCCGCACCUAUGACGGCGACGGCUACAAGAAGCGGGCCGCGUGCCUGUGUUUCCGCAGCGAGAGCGAGGAGGAGGUGCUGCUGGUGAGCAGUAGUCGUCAUCCAGACCGAUGGAUUGUCCCUGGAGGUGGCAUGGAACCUGAGGAGGAGCCAGGUGUAGCAGCAGUCCGUGAAGUUUGCGAGGAGGCUGGAGUAAAAGGGACAUUGGGAAGAUUAGUUGGAAUUUUUGAGAACCAGGAGAGGAAGCACAGGACGUACGUCUAUGUGCUGGUUGUCACAGAAGUGCUGGAGGAUUGGGAAGACUCAGUUAGCAUUGGAAGGAAGAGGGAAUGGUUUAAAAUAGAAGAUGCCAUAAAAGUGCUGCAGUAUCACAAACCUGUGCAGGCAUCAUACUUCGAGACGUUGAGGCAAGGCUACUCCACCAACAACGGCACCCCGGUCGUGGCCACCACCUACUCGGUUUCUCCUCAGAGCUCGAUGUCAGGCAUCAGAUGACUGAAGACUUCCUGUAAGAGAGGAAAGUGGAAACCAGACUGAAGUGCAGACCCUCCCUCUCACCCCGCUCUUCUCACCUCCCUCACAGGCCUCCUCUUUCAAAUAAGGCAUGAUAGGCAGCAGAGAAAGGGGUACUGAUGAUGUUGCUGUUUGGUGUUCAGUGAUGGGGCUUUUUCUUCUGUUUUCAUUGAGGGGUGGGAGCUGGGUGUGUAACUGUAAGUACCUUUGUGCAUGACCUGUCCCUCCCUUCACACCCUGCACCCUCUCAAGAGGGGCAAACAGCUUUCUCCACCUGGGGUUCUGAAGUGUUCUGUUCGUCUCAUCCUAGCCCUGGCCAGGCAUUUUCUUUGAUUUUUAAUUUUUUUAUUAAAAUAUACCAAUGUGA
This is a messenger RNA of Sciurus carolinensis (gray squirrel), 1203 nucleotides long. RefSeq names its product nudix hydrolase 3 (gene Nudt3). Bases 300 to 818 code for a protein of 172 amino acids. Gene Ontology annotation, biological process: diadenosine hexaphosphate catabolic process; diadenosine pentaphosphate catabolic process; adenosine 5'-(hexahydrogen pentaphosphate) catabolic process. The transcript has 5 exons. The record is from RefSeq and is a predicted model, not a curated record. Gene Ontology annotation, cellular component: cytoplasm; nucleus. Lineage: Eukaryota; Metazoa; Chordata; Mammalia; Rodentia; Sciuridae. Gene Ontology annotation, molecular function: bis(5'-adenosyl)-pentaphosphatase activity; endopolyphosphatase activity; diphosphoinositol-polyphosphate diphosphatase activity.